Striga hermonthica is the source of this 1395-nucleotide messenger RNA. NCBI's taxonomy places the organism in Eukaryota, Viridiplantae, Streptophyta, Magnoliopsida, Lamiales, Orobanchaceae. The record is from the annotation of a GenBank genome assembly.
AUGGAUGUCAAAGUGGAGCCAAAAGAAGACCCUGACGCAACUGAAAAUUCCAGUUCAUUUGCCGACACAAUUUCUGGGAAUGAAAAUAAUUGUGGAUUAAGUGAUGCUGAUGUCGAAUCGCAAUUUUUUGGGGAGAAUGAUUUGGCUUCUCCGCUUGGUGGUCUCGCAAGUGUUUUUCCAGUGAGAAAGAAAAAACUGACAGCUCACUGGAGAAACUUCAUACACCCUCUAAUGUGGAGAUGCAAAUGGACAGAAUUGAGAAUAAAGGAAUUAGAGUCGCAAGCAUCAAAAUACGCGAGAGAAAUUUCUAUAAACGAUCAGGGGAAACAUAAGAUAACUGAUCAAGUGGCAGUGGAACAAUCUGGCUCAAAGUCCCAGCCAUUCACACACUUUAGUCAUAGAAAAAAGUUAAUGAAAAGGAGGAAAAGAAAGAGGGCGGAACUUACAACGGAUAUCACAUCAUUUAUGUCGGGGCAUGUCCUUUUCUGUGAGCGUGAAAAUAAAAAGGCUGAUCUGGAUGCAGUUCCUAGAAAGGAGAACCUUGGUAAUUCAGAUCAGCAAGCAACCGGUCAAGAUGAGUUUGGGAUUCAUGACGAUUAUAUAUUCCCAGAAGACAACAGCAAUAAUUUCCUGGAGCAUGUUCUUCGUAAGAUUGAAACGGUCCAUGCUCGGGUUAAUAAGUUGAAGGACAAACUUGGCUUGGUAAUGACAAACAAUGCCAGCAGGUUUUCUUCCUCGGAGAACCUAAGCCAACUCGUAGCCUGCGAUUUACAGAUGAGCUCUGGGCCUAGUCCUUCAUUGUCUGCUUGUAAUGAAGAUACCCUCUCGGUUGGAGGAAGCCUCUAUACUUCACCACCUCAGCAUAUGUCCGACUAUGACUUUGAAGAUUUUGCUGUAUCCAGCUUCGGACAGGCUAUUCCUAUUCCUGAUAUAAUCGAAAGCACAGUUGGGCUGCUAUCUUCCGUCGAUGUCACUCAGCAUCAUGCCCAAGUCGGAGAUUCAUCCGAAAGGAUUGUCGAUAAUAUUCUGUUACAAAACGAGACGGCAGAAAUAGAGAACACUCAAGAUGCAGAAAAUAGCGGGGAAGAAGAAAACAAUGACAGCAUGCUUUUAGCAUCGGAAGCUGACAUGGCAUGUAAAGGUGUUGCGACUACAGAGCAUUCGACUCUGAAGUCGUGUCUAUCAAAAGAUAUCCACUUUCCGAAGAAUAAAAGAAAGCGUGGGGAGCGUAAAGCUGCUUCCAGGUUUCCUCGUUGGGACAUUAAUUCCGCUUAUUGCAGGUUCUUCUUGAUCUCCCCUCAGCGCUUAGCCACUAGUUACCAAUGGAAGGCGAUAUUCUGGACAAGUUGGAAUCGAUUGGCCUUCACGACCAGGAGGCAGCGACAAUACCUCUAG